Molecule: messenger RNA, 2985 nt
Organism: Lycium barbarum (goji berry)
Lineage: Eukaryota; Viridiplantae; Streptophyta; Magnoliopsida; Solanales; Solanaceae
Product: receptor-like protein Cf-9 homolog
Exons: 2
Coding region: 92-2728 (878 amino acids)
Molecular function (GO): protein binding
Source: RefSeq, a predicted model, not a curated record
UCUUGUACUGGUUUCCUACAAUAUAAAAAGUGUGCCCUGCACCAAUUUCAUCCAUCAAAAACCAAAUAAACUCAAAAUCGUUUAGCAAUAUAUGAUAAUGGUUUCCAAAAAUUUUUCUUUGUUUCAGCUUUUCCCCCUCUUGUAUCUCUUUACAGUUACUUUUGCUUCCACUGAGGAAGCAACUGCCCUCCUGAAAUGGAAAGCAACUUUCCAUAACCAUAGUAAUUCCUUAUUGGCUUCAUGGAGACCAAGAUCUAAUGAAUGCAGUGAUUGGUAUGGAGUUACAUGCUUUAAUGGUAGGGUAAACAGCCUGAAUAUUACAAAUUAUAGUGUCAUCGGUACACUCUAUGAUUUUCCAUUUUCAUCUCUCCCUUUUCUUGAGUAUCUUGAUCUUAGCACGAACAAUAUCUCUGGCACUAUCCCACCUGAAAUUGGUAAUCUCACAAAUCUUGUCUGUCUUGACUUGCAUAUCAAUCAUAUUUCAGGCACAAUUCCACCACAAAUUGGCUCACUAGCCAAGCUUCAGACCCUCCGCCUAUUUGACAAUCAUUUAAGUGGUACUAUUCCAGGAGAAAUAGGUAACCUAAGGUCUCUUACUAAGCUAUCUUUGGGUACUAACUUUCUUAGUGGUUCUAUUCCUAUUUCAUUGGGGAACUUGACCAACUUGUCUUUUCUGUUUCUUUAUGAAAAUCAGCUUUCUGGAUCCAUUCCUGAAGAAAUAGGUUACCUAAGGUCUCUUACUAAGCUAUCUUUGAAGAAUAACUCUCUUAAUGGUUCUAUUCCUGCUUCAUUGGGGAACUUGACCAGCUUGUCUGGUUUGUGGCUUUAUCGGAAUCAACUUUCUAGCUCUAUUCCCGAAGAAAUAGGUUACCUAAGGUCUCUUACUGUGCUAGAUUUGUCAAAUAACUGUCUAAAUGGUUCUAUUCCUAAUUCAUUAGGGAACUUGACCAGCUUGUCCUUAUUGUAUCUUAAUGAGAAUCAACUUUCUGGAUCCAUUCCUGAAGAAAUAGGUUACCUAAGGUCUCUUACUGAGCUAUCUUUGAAGAAAAACUCUCUUAAUGGUUCUAUUCCUGCUUCAUUGGGGAACUUGACCAGCUUGUCUGGUUUGUGGAUUUAUCAGAAUCAACUUUCUAGCUCUAUUCCCGAAGAAAUAGGUUACCUAAGGUCUCUUACUGUACUAGAUUUGUCGAAUAACUAUCUAAAUGGUUCUAUUCCUGCUUCAUUGGGAAAUUUGAACAACUUGUCUAUUUUGGGUCUUUAUAGAAAUGACCUUUCCGGAUCCAUUCCUACUUCCUUUGGAAAUUUGAGAAAUAUGCAAGUUUUGUCUCUCGAGAUUAACAAUCUCGCCAAGGAAAUUCCUUCGUCUUUGUGCAAUUUGACAUCAUUAGAACUGUUGAAUCUCUCAGACAACAAAUUUAAGGGAAAAAUUACGCAAUGUUUGGGUAAUAUCAAUGGCCUCCAACUUUUAGCGAUGUCAGUGAAUAAUCUUAGUGGAGAUAUUCCUUCAUCUAUUUGCAAUUUAACGUCACUACGGAUUUUAGAUUUGGGCAGAAACAAUCUUAAGGGAGCAAUUCUGCAAUGUUUUGGAAACAUGAGUGCUCAUCUUGAGGUUUUGGAUAUACACCAAAAUAAUCUUUCCGGGACUCUUCCAACACCUUUUAGCAUUGGAAGUGUACUCAGAAGCAUCAACUUGCAAGAGAAUGAACUAGAGGGAAAAAUCUCUGUAUCUUUGGCGAAUUGCAAAGAGUUGCAAGUUCUUAAUUUAGGAGAUAAUUACCUCGUUGACACAUUCCCGAUGUGGUUGAAAACUCUUCCAAAGCUGCAAGUUUUAAGCUUGAGAUCGAAUAAAUUGCAUGGCCCCAUUAGAACUUCAGGGAAUGAAACCAUGUUUUAUGAGCUUCGAAUCCUUGAUCUCUCAUACAAUGCCUUCACAGGAAACUUACCAAUGAGUUUGUUUCAACAUUUGAAAGUCAUGAGGAAAAUUGAUCAAACAAUGAAGGCGCCAACAUAUCUUACUAUAACUGUUGGAGUGGGAUAUUACCACGAUCUUUUGACAAUUGCAACCAAGGGACUAGAGCUUGAACUUAUUGGAAUUUUGAUUGUUUACACUGCUAUCGAUCUUUCAAGCAACAAAUUUGAAGGACAAAUUCCAAGUAUUAUGGGAGAUCUUAUUGCGCUUCGGGUGCUGAACUUGUCUCAUAAUGUACUGCAAGGUCAUAUACCACCAUCACUUGGAAGUUUAUCUGUAAUCGAAUCAUUGGAUCUUUCAUUUAACCAGCUUUCGGGAGAGAUACCACAACAACUAGCUGCUCUUACAUCUCUUGAAUUCUUAAGUCUCUCUCACAAUCAUCUACAGGGAUGCAUCCCUCAAGGACGUCAAUUUGCUACAUUUGAGAACAAUUCAUAUGAUGGUAAUGAUGGAUUACGUGGAUUCCCUGUUUCAAAAGUUUGUGGAAGUAUUUUGAUACCGGAGACAAAUUAUACCGAUUAUGCGGUAGAUGAUGAAGAAAGCACUUCUGAAUUUCUGAAUGAAUUUUGGAAAGCUGCUCUUAUGGGUUAUGGAAGUGGACUAUGUAUUGGAUUAUGCAUAGUAUAUUUCAUGAUUUCGACUGGAAAUCUAAAAUGGCUUUCAAGAAUCAUCGAAGAGUUGGAAAACAAAAUUAUUAUGCGACGGAGAAAGAAGCAGCAACGUCAAAGGCACUACAAAAGAAGAAAUAAUCGCAUCUAGAAGAGUUAAAAAUUCAGGUGUUUGGAGGAGCAUUUGGUGGAAUGCUCAUUGGAGAUGCAAUAUCAGAUGUUGCAGUUUAUGAUGCUAAAUUUGAGUUUUAUAGUUUCUUUUAGUUUUAUAUGUAAGUUUUUUUUUUUUUUUAACUUCCUUUUAUUAACUUAGGAAAAUGUAAUAUCAUGAAUUUUGAAGAUAUAUCAAGUUUAUGUAAGAUUCAAUGAAUGUUGUGUGUAUUGAAUGAAGUGUAGGCAGUUCUUGGA